CGGCGUGAGAGCAGCAAUGGAUCAGGAGGAGGCGCAGGCGUGCACAGACCGCUGUUCGCAGUGUGAUGCUGUCUCCUGGGGCCUUACUGAUGAAGGCAAAUACUAUUGUACUUCCUGCCACAAUGUCACAGAUCGAUCUGAGGAAGUUGUAAGUACUGCAGUCAUUCCUAACACCAAGAUCAACUCCAUCAGCAGGGGGCUGAAAAAGAGAAGCAAGCACGAGAAAGGCUGGGACUGGUGUGUGUGUGAAGGUUUCCAGUGCAUCCUUUAUCACCAAGCACAAGCCCUGGAGGCCCUGGGAGUAGGCCCAGAGCUAAAGAAUGAAGUUUUACACAAUUUUUGGAAGCGCUACCUUCAGAAGAGCAAGCAGGCCUAUUGUAAGAACCCAGUUCGGCCAAGUAGAAGAAAAGCCAAGGUAUUGGAAGACAGUCUGCAGGGUUCAGACUGGGGCAGUGAUCUUGAGCUGCUAAGUGACACCACCUGUCCCUUUGAAAGUGGAACAGAACUCCAGUCUGACCCCCAGAUUCCAAAGUCUUUCCCUGCCACCAAAGGAUCACCAAAGUCAGCGUAUGUCUGCUCUGGAUCUGUGGAUGGAGUAGAGUAUUCAGAGUGGAAGGAGAAGGGGAUCGUGAAGAUGACUGUGCCCCGGACACUUGCUCUCUGCUACCUGUCCUUGCUCUGGCAGAGAGAAACAAUUACUCUUUCAGACCUUCUGAGGUUUGUCGAAGAGGACCGUAUUCCGUACGUCAAUGCCUUUCAACUUUUUCCAGAGGAGAUGAAAGUGUAUGGCCGUGACAAAGGCAUCUUUACUACAGAGUCUUGGCCUGACUAUGAAGACAUCUAUAAAAACAUGAUCGAAGUCGCCGUAUUUUUAGACUUGCCUCGUUUCCCGGACAUAAGCGAAGACUGCUACCUCCACCCCAACACCCUGUGUAUGAAAUACUUACUGGAGGUCAAUCUCCCUGAGGAAAUGCACAGUUUAACCUGCCAAGUGGUAAAGUUGACUGGAAUCGGAGAAGUGGAUUUUCUGACGUUUGAUCCUAUAGCUAAAAUGAAAAAGACAGUUAAAUAUGAUGUGCAGGCUGUAGCUGUCAUUGUGGUUGUAUUGAAACUGCUCUUUUUGCUGGAUGACAAAUUGGAAUGGUCUUACUCGGAUCUUGCUGAAGCAUAUAAUGAAGAACACAGAGAAGAAAAGCCACAGUUUGAUUUCAGAAAAUGGUAUGAAGUUAUGAAGAGAACUUUUGAUGAGAAAAGACGAAAAUGGGAAGAAUCAAGGGCCAAGUACUCUUGGAAAACCCGAAGGCCGCUCUACCUCUCCCACGUGGACAAGUCAGUCGCGUAUAAGAGACGAGAAAUGGUGGAAAAUCUUCAAAAGCAAUUUAGUGCCCUUAUUGGUUCAACACCCAUGGUUGAAAAGAAGGGCCCUUCGAGUUUUCAGUUCAACUGGACCGAAGAAGACACCGAUAGCCCUUGUUUCCAUGGACAUAGCCUCCAGGGACUCCUGAUAACAAAAGGCCAGUCCUUGAUAACCAAGAACUCACUGUAUUGGCUCAGUACCCAGAAGUUCUGCAAAAGCUAUUGUAAACAUGUGACAACCUAUGAAGAAUCAAAUUUUUCUCUGAGUUAUCAGUUUAUAUUAAACAGUUUCUCCUUCUUACUGAGGAUAAAGACCUCUACUCUCCAUGAAGAAGUGAGCUUACUUGAAAAGAAACUUUUUGAAAAAAAAUACAGUGAAUCAAAAAAGAGCUCAGGAUCCAAGAAAGUAAGAAGACACUAAGAAGGCAAAGAGACUUCCCCUGAAGGUGCUCUAUAGCAUAACGGCAGGUCUUAGUGCCAUGCUCCAGGGAACUGUGUGAAGUACAUUAUUGUACGUGCAUACAUAUUGACAUGUGUCUUCAUGUGCAUUGUAAAACAGGUGAACUUUGAAUUAUUUUCAUAACUUCUUUCCUCAGAAAAUUAAAACUUGUAUUUAUUGGACUUUAAAGCUAAACUUUAUAUAACUUUAUAAACUUUAUGUAACUUUUUUAUACUUUCUCUUUCCAUUAUGAGAACUAGCCAUGUAAUUCAGACUUAGAACUCAAUGUGCAGCUCAGGCUAGCCUGGGACUGGCUAUGGUAGCGCAGGCUGGUCUCAAUGUAUCUCCAUCUUGAAUCUGGGAUUAUAAGCAUGCACCAGUAUAACUGGCUUUGAAUUUACUUCUUAGAUUAGAUUAUUCCCCACUCUUUAUAAAGUUAAUCCGCGCUAGAUCAAAGAGUUAAACAAUAUAUGCAUUCAAAUACACAUAUGUGUAGGUAUUUUGAGGAAACAGUAUGGGUGUGUCCGUGACCCUGGGAUGGGAAGACCUUCUAAGCACAUCUCAAACCCAGAAGCCAGAAGAGAAGGUGAGCAGCACCACCACAAUACACAGCAAACUGGCCAACAUAUCUUAGCAUGUUGUGGGCAGAGGAACAGUUUAUUAUGUAGCAAAGGUGCUUGCAAAGCAAUAGGUAAAAGACUAGGGAAAUCCAGAGACUUAGCCAAGGAGACAUGCAGUGCUGUUGCCACAGAUUGGACUGGAAGGUGCUUUAAAGAAGUGUCACACCUAGUGAGGAUAUUGGAAAGGUGUGUGUUCCUAUUCGGAGUUCAUUUUCUCAGUGAACAUGGAGAACUGCCAUGUUCUGGUCACGACCUAGGCACCAGAGGUACACAGCAUUGAACAACCUGUCUGCUUUAAGGGUCAUAUGAUCUAGUUGGGAGCUGAUAGUAAUUCAGUGUGUCUUAAGAGAAAUUAAAUCAAGCAGGAAAAAGUAGGGUAACAGUGAUAAGAAGAGAUGCUCUACAAAGCACGACUGAGGAAUACCUCCUAGGGAGGUGAUAUUUGAGCAGAGACCAACUUUCAAGAAGUACAGCAGAGGGAACAAGCUGUGUUACCUCAGGGAAUCAUUCAUGACAGAGAGACCAAGCAGAAAAGCAGAUUCAAGAAUAGCCAGCUACUGGCAGUGUCUGGAGUGGAGGGUGGGAGGAGAGUACAGUAGAUGGGACAGGAGAGGUGGGCACAUCACUCAAAGCCAUGGUAAUGAUUGGGCUUUUUAUUUCAAAUUUGUCACAGGAAGCUUUGGGGAGAGUGCCAGAGCCCACCGUCAGAGUCAAAACAGUUCCCAAGUGGGGAGUGAGGGUUGAAAGAAAAUGAAAAAUAACACAUUACACGCAAGAUCAGUUCGAGAGGGCUGCCAGGAGAAACUGUUGCACAUGGUUUAUUCCACAAUUCCUUUUUAUAGUCAGGGCAAAGCACCUCCAUACAAUGAAGGGGUUCAUCAAGAAGUCAAACUUGUUUACCUCAACCACUUGUCUGUGUGACCCUCACACAAACAAAAGGAAGAGGAUCUGGCAAAACACCCUGCCUAUCCCUGUCUUCAGGUGAAGGCCAGGGCGAAAACAUGUUUUUUUGCUGAGAGUGCUCCACAGGAAAGUAUAAGGAAAAGCCUGAGGAAAUGCUUUUUUAUGUUUGCUGAGUUUCAGGUUUUGUCUUAGAAAUCAGAAAUUAAUCUUGUCCUUUUUAAAGAAAUGCUUUUUUGGCAUCUCUGAGGUGAUCCCAUGGUCUCAUAUUACUAAGUUUAUUUAUUUUAUUUAUUUAUUUUUUUGAGACAAGGUUUCUCUGUAUAGCCUUGGCUGUCCUGGACUAGCUUUGUAGACCAGGCUGGCCUAGAACUCAGAGAGACCCACCUGCCUCUGCCUCCUGAGUGCAGAGGCACACAUAGGGCUUUGUUUUAGUCAGUUAAUGUAGUAGUUUACAGUGACUAAAUUUCAAGGGUUGAACCAACCUUGCAUUCCUAGGAUACCCCUUACCUGGCCCUGAUCCGCUAUCUAUUUUGUAUAUUAAGUUUGAUUUUUGGAAAAAAAAAUGGUUAUUUUUUUAAAUUUGUUUGAAACAUUUUGAUAUGUAGCCUAGGACUACCCUAGGCAAGCUGGGAUUAGAGACAUAUCUGAUAUGCUAAAAUUUUGUUAAUAAAUCUGUUCUCUG
Molecule: messenger RNA, 4000 nt
Organism: Psammomys obesus (fat sand rat)
Lineage: Eukaryota; Metazoa; Chordata; Mammalia; Rodentia; Muridae
Gene: Taf1b
Product: TATA-box binding protein associated factor, RNA polymerase I subunit B
Exons: 15
Coding region: 17-1777 (586 amino acids)
Biological process (GO): RNA polymerase I preinitiation complex assembly; nucleolar large rRNA transcription by RNA polymerase I
Cellular component (GO): RNA polymerase I core factor complex; RNA polymerase transcription factor SL1 complex
Molecular function (GO): RNA polymerase I core promoter sequence-specific DNA binding
Source: RefSeq, a predicted model, not a curated record